AUGUAUGUGGGCAAAGGCUCCAUCUGCACCCAGCUCACGCUUCCCAGUGGGUCAGAAAAGACUUGGUGCCAUGUUCCUUGCAGGGAAGAAGAGGCACCCAGAGAUAAUCUGCAGGAUGUUGCUACUGCUGGUGAUGGGUCCUUCCAUGGAGCCUCCUGCUUGCCGCAUCCCACUGGACUCACAUGGGCAGAAGAGGGUGCAGAAGGACAGUGUCAGUGCGUGCCACAGCUGUGCCCUAGAGCCACAACCUGCCCAGCAGGCUUGGUGUGUGACCACUGUGGCUGCUGCCUGGAGUGCGGGAAUGCUGAGGGGCAGCUCUGCGACCUGGAUGGCAGUGGCACCUUCUAUGGGCGGUGCGGAGAGAAUCUAGAGUGCCAGUUGGACAUCCAGGAGCUAGGCUAUAGGGGGAUCCCCGAGCCACAAUGUGUGUGCAGGUCCCAGGCGGCUGUGUGUGGCUCCGAUCACAUCACCUACCAGAACAUCUGCAAGUUCCAGGAGGCCGUGCGUGAGAGAGAGGGGCAGAACCUCAGCAUCACCAGCGAUGGGCCCUGCCUAGCAGUUCCCCAGAUCAAACACCAUCCCCAAGACCAGGUGAAUGUGUCGGGCCAUGAUGUGAUCUUCAUGUGUGAGGUCUUUGCCUACCCCAUGGCCCUCGUGGAAUGGAGGAAGGAUGAAGAAGAAUUUGCUCUACCCUGAGAUGAUCCUCACAUCUCUGUCCAGGUGAGUGACACUGUCACAGCCCCGCCUAGGCAAAGGGUCUCCCAGCUCAGCUCCACCCAGGUGAGGGUCCUUGAGGCAGUUCCAUGCAGGUGAAUGACCCUGACUUAGCUCCGCUUAAGUGAAUGAACCCAACUCAGCUCGACCCUCAUGAGUGACCCUGACAUGCACCUCUGUCCAGGUGCAUCACACACUUAUCUCCAUCUCGGUGAGUAUCCUCCAUGCUCAGUAAGAU
Chelonoidis abingdonii (Abingdon island giant tortoise) is the source of this 952-nucleotide messenger RNA. NCBI's taxonomy places the organism in Eukaryota, Metazoa, Chordata, Testudines, Testudinidae. The record is from RefSeq and is a predicted model, not a curated record.